AUGACUACCAUCACCGACGCAAUUCUUUUAAGGAUCAUCAAGAGAUCAGGGAAUACGCUGAUAAGGUCCGUCAGGCUCCCGAUGAUGAUACUCGAGGACGCUGGCAAAACCAAUUUAUGGGAAUUGGCCCGUCAUUCUAUCGGAGAGGAAUUGGUAGUUUAUCCUGCUUUUGCAAAGCAUCUUGGUAUGCAAGGUCAAAAGAUGGCUGAUAAUGAUCGUGCUGAACAUCAAACCGUAUGUUCAAUCAUUUCUUUCGAGCGAUGCAAUUGUGAAACAGAAAAUUUAGUUAACUAACAGCAAAACCAUAGGUCAAAGAAGCACUUUACAAAUUCCAAAAUCUCAAACCCUCCGACGCAGACUUAAUCCCCACACUCGACGAUUUAUGA
Molecule: messenger RNA, 386 nt
Organism: Sclerotinia trifoliorum
Lineage: Eukaryota; Fungi; Ascomycota; Leotiomycetes; Helotiales; Sclerotiniaceae
Source: the annotation of a GenBank genome assembly